ACCCUUCUCCUCCUCUCCCCUCCUAAAUAAGCUACUGUGUCUGGUCCCUUCCUCUGGGACCCGGUGUACGCCCCGGGUGAACUGAGCUGGCUGCGGGGGACCUCGCAGGGUUCUCACACAGUCCUGGCAAAGGGACCUGGAGCACUUCCCAACCCUGCCCGCCGCUUGGGAGCGUCCCCGGAGGAGACCCGCCCGGCAGGCCCAGCCUAGCGGCCGCGGGGCGUUUCUUGGUUGCUCCCAGGCUGCGGCCUGGCCUCUCGGUUCUGGGCCGAGUCGGCGGAGGCCUCGCCCGCGUCCUGGCCGCGCUCUUCCCAGGCGCACCGCCGGAAAGGUUGGGGGGAGGCGGCGACUCCUGCCGAGACUCCUAGCGACUUGCAAAGGAGGCCUGGCCACCUAACCCAAAGGGAAGGAGAGGCCUCUCUUCGGUCAGCCCCGCAGGCUCCAAGGCCCGAGAGCGGCCGGAGGCCAGAGCGGGGACCGGAGGCCGUGGAGGCAGGCGGGCCAUGCUGGCUUUGGAGCAAGUUUUAAUAAAGAAAGCUCUCACUCUCUAAGUGUCCUUAAUUGUUGUUAAUAUAUCGUAAUUCAGUGUAUGGACACGAUUGCUGUGACUCUCCAGGAAUUCGGAAAUCAGAAGUGCCAGCCCCUAGCCCGCUCGCGCUGCAGUCGCGCUGCAGUCGGGAAAACCCUGCCUCGUGGAUGGGUCGGCAUAGACCAAGUCCUCCCGGGAGACUCUGGCGCCCUGUGCACCGCCUACAGGGAAGUGACAACCGACGGACUGUCUCGAGCAACACUGGAGUCCCAGCUUAUCAGGUCGUCCCUCCACCACUCCAUCGACCAUUGUGAUGUCAUGCCUGGGACUUAACUGUUGCGACAGGACGGCUGCGUUCCGAUUCCGACUGGUUGCCCAGGAGUGUGGGUACACAGAGCAGUCCCGAGGGACGUUGAGGGGUCGCGGCGAGCGGACCCGACACGCGCCGCGGCACCAUGAGCCAGCGGCAGGUGCUGCAAGUGUUCGAGCUGUACCAGAACGCCCGGACCCGGUUUGUGCAGAUGGUGGCGGAGCAGGCGACCAAACCCCAGAACAUCGAGACACUGCAGAAUGCGGGUAUAAUGUCUUUGCUGAGGCCUCUUCUUCUGGACGUGGUCCCAACCAUUCAGCAGACUGCUGCCUUGGCUCUGGGGAGGCUGGCCAACUACAACGAUGACUUAGCAGAAGCAGUCGUGAAGGGUGACAUUCUUCCACAGCUUGUGUAUUCAUUGGCAGAGCAGAAUUGUGUCUACAAGAAGGCAGCUGCGUUUGUGCUGCGAGCGGUUGGUAAACACUCUCCUCAGCUGGCGCAGGCCACAGUUGACUGUGGUGCCCUGGACUCACUGGUGAUCUGCUUGGAAGAUUUUGACCCUGGAGUCAAGGAGGCUGCAGCCUGGGCACUUGCAUAUAUUGCAAGGCAUAAUGCAGAACUGUCGCAAGCUGUGGUGGAUGCGGGAGCUGUUCCUCUUUUAGUCCUCUGUAUCCAGGAGCCCGAGACUGCUUUGAAAAGGAUCGCUGCCUCGGCCCUCAGUGAUAUUUCAAAGCACUCCCCAGAGUUAGCACAAACGGUGGUGGAUGUAGGAGCUAUUGCUCACUUAGCCCAGAUGAUCCUCAACCCCGAUGAGAAACUGAAGCAACAGGUCCUCUCAGCUCUGAGUCACAUCGCGAAGCACUCGGUGGACCUGGCAGAGAUGGUUGUGGAGGCAGAGAUUUUCCCAGUUGUUCUCACCUGUCUGAAGGACAAAGAUGACUUCGUGAAGAAGAAUGCUUGUACUCUGAUUAGAGAGAUCGCAAAACAUACACCAGAGCUCUCGCAGCUGAUUGUUAAUGCCGGAGGUGUGGCUGCCGUGAUCGACUGCAUCGGGUCCUGCAAAGGGAACAUACGGCUGCCUGGCAUCAUGAUGCUGGGUUACAUGGCUGCUCAUUCUGAGAACCUGGCCAUGGCGGUGAUCAUCUCCAAGGGUGUACCCCAGUUGUCAGACUGCCUGUCAGAAGAACCGGAAGAUCAUAUUAAGGCUGCGGCUGCCUGGGCUCUAGGGCAGGUUGGGAGGCACACUCCAGAACAUGCUCGGGCUGUCGCCAUCACAAACACGUUGCCCGUGCUGCUGGCUUUGUACAUGUCCCCAGAGAGCUCUGAGGACCUGCAGGUGAAAAGUAAAAAGGCCAUAAAGAAUAUCAUCCAAAAAUGCACCUACCUCCCGGCGCUUGAGCCGUUUCUCUAUGAUGCGCCUCCCAAUAUCCUGAAGUAUGUCGCUGGACAGUUCAGUAAGGUGCUGCCACAUGACAGCAAAGCUCGUCGGCUUUUUGUAACAAGUGGUGGACUUAAAAAGAUCCAAGAGAUCAAAGCAGAACCUGGUUCCAUCCUCCAAGAGUAUAUCAACAACAUCAACAGCUGCUACCCAGAGGAAAUAGUAAGGUACUAUUCUCCUGGAUACUCAGACAUACUUCUGCAGAGGAUCGACAGCUAUCAGCCUCUUAUUAACUGAACGAAGUAUAUUAUAAUACUCAGAUUCACAGGAGAGUAAGGAUAACAAUUGUUAAAGAUCUUUCUAAAAUGUCUGAAACAAGUACACCCUAGCUUUCUUCGAUGUGAAAUGUUUUAAUGUUCUCUAUAUUUAUGUAAUCCUUUAGAAAUUAUUAGCUGCAAUGUAUGAAAAGACUAGUUAUAAUCAUUUGCAUGAAUAAAGAAAAACUUAAAAGUCAA
This is a messenger RNA of Mus musculus (house mouse), 2732 nucleotides long. RefSeq names its product sperm associated antigen 6 (gene Spag6). Gene Ontology annotation, cellular component: axoneme; sperm principal piece; motile cilium. The record is from RefSeq and is marked validated. Lineage: Eukaryota; Metazoa; Chordata; Mammalia; Rodentia; Muridae. Bases 985 to 2514 code for a protein of 509 amino acids. The transcript has 14 exons.